AUGGCUAUGUUCAGAGAAAAGUCACGUCGUAUUAACUUUACGCCUAAAUUUGUCCAGUUCCUACGACAAGUUGACGAGAUAUUAUUCUGGAUACGUGAAAAAGAAACUUACGUAACAUCAGAGGAUUUCGGUCGGGACUUGGAACAUGUUGAAACUCUUCAAAAAAGGUUUGAUGAGUUUACAAUUGAUCUCGAGUAUGAAGAAAGUCCUGCCGAAGACAUCUAUCGGAAGGGAGAUGAACUUCUAAAGGAGAAAUUUUCUGAGGAUGUGCUAGUCAUAGAAGAGUUCAGAGAGGUCCACAGAGCUCUAGAGCGUCUGAAGGACCUGGCUAAGAAACGACAAGAAAAGCUUCUGGAAGCCUAUGAGAUACGGCGCUUCUUUAGAGACACAGAUAAAGCUAUAUUGUGGGUGAAUGAAGGGUCCAUUCCUUUAUCCAUUAAGGACUGCGGUCGUGAUCUUGCCUCAGUUCAAGGCUUACAAAGGAAGCACGAAGCAUUAGAAAGGGAUUUGACUGCCCUAGAUGAAAAGAUUGUUCAACUUGGAGAUGAUACUAAGGGGCUUGCACAGAAGCAUCCUGAGUCGCAAGACACUGUACAAGGCAAGCAUGACACCUGA
This is a messenger RNA of Trichobilharzia regenti, 615 nucleotides long. The record is from the annotation of a GenBank genome assembly. Lineage: Eukaryota; Metazoa; Platyhelminthes; Trematoda; Strigeidida; Schistosomatidae.